Messenger RNA from Trichomonas vaginalis G3, 1341 nucleotides. RefSeq lists its product as uncharacterized. The transcript has a single exon. The record is from RefSeq and is a predicted model, not a curated record. Lineage: Eukaryota; Parabasalia; Trichomonadida; Trichomonadidae. The coding region runs from base 1 to 1341 and encodes 446 amino acids.
AUGGAGAAUUCAACAGAAGAGAGCAAACCCGUUCCAGAAACACCAACUGAAGAGCAAACAGGAGUAAAAUCGCCACGUCGUAAGCAAAUUCCCGUUCCACCACCAAUAGAAACAUCUUCACCAAGUCCACGCUCUAGCUCUGGUUCUGGAAGGUGCUACAGUCCAAGAAUGAGUGAAAAUGGAUCUCCAUCACCAAGGAGAUCAUUACAAAUGGGAGGAAGGCCCAAUUCUGCAAGAGAAUUUCCUCAAAGAAGGCCAUACUCACCAAGAUCGCCUCGUUCUAACAGCAAUGCUGAUGAACGCUUAAGUCUUUACAGAAAUUCAACUGAUGCUGCAUUGGCAGCCCGCAGAAGGCCUUCUGAUUCAUCUGCUCCUGUUUCGCCUCGUUUGGCAUCACCAAGGAUGAAUAACUUCAGAAGGAGCAUGCCUAUCUUCAAAAUUCCUGAAUCUGGCCCUGAAAUUCAAAAAUACAAAGAGCAGGCCCUUAAUAAGAAAUUGCCACUUGAUUUAUCACAAGGAACGUAUGAUGAUAUCGUUUACGCGUUAGCUAAUGAUCGAAAGAAUCUUGCUGCCAAGCAUAAUUUCGAAAAAUCAGAUAAAUGCAACGAAGCCAUUAAAUAUGUCAAAGAAUGUCAAAUCCAAGCUGCUAAGAACGAACUCCAGAAGAAGGUUCAACAAGAAAAUCAAGAAAAGAACCAAGAAAUCGUUAAAGAGCUUGAAAAAUUCGAUGAAGAUUCGAAACGUUUACUUAAAGAACUUCUUGCCACCGAAAAGAAGAUGCGCGCUGAAUUGGAGCAGCAGCAUGAAAAGGAAAUUACAGAAAACGAGCAAUUAUGGACAAGUGACGUUAAAUUGAAGAAUUACAACGCUCCAACAAACGCUCUUAUGUCACUUAAGAAGCAAAUCAACCUAUUGACUGUACAGUGCCGCUUUAAAGAAGCCAGCGUUGUUACAAAAGAGUAUCAGAGGCAAAAAGCUCAUGAAGAGAAGGAAAGCUUUGCCCAGAUGCAGCACGACUACGACGAAGCUCUUACUAAGAUCCUUGACAGACAAAAGGAAGAGCUUAAAGCUUUCGACGCUCAAACUGAAAUUCGUGUUAAACAUUUCGAAGUUACACGCGGAAAGGAAAGAAAAGCAAUCGAGAAUAAGUUACAGAUCAACAAAAAUACAGCGGAAACAGCCCAGGACCCUGAAAAGCUUUGGGCAAAGACAAAUGUCCAAAGAGCACAAAUUAAUGAAGGUCCUCUUAACGCUUCGACAAAACUUACAAGAAAGGAUAUCGCUGAUUCUGAUUUCGAAUUACUUACACUUCCUCCUCUUGAUUUAAAGAGGAAGAAAUAA